GGUACUGUAAUUUGUAAAAUUCUGUAAUUCUCUAUUCACUGAACUGUAUUGAUUUGAAAAUUAUUUUACCUUUUAUAAAAACAGAAUGUUUCGUCGAAGAAUUGGAAUAAAAGUGAACAGGCCAUUUAUAAAGGUCAAGAUUGGGACAGGUCGUCUUCUCGUCAGUUUCUUUAUGCUGUACGUCAGGCUGUCCAGGAAAAUGGUGUUAGAGCCACAAAUUUACCUUUUGAAUUAAAUGAUGUUCCAGAAGCACCACAAAUAUUAGGCCUACAUGAACAACCAUCAUGCCAAUUGAUUGAGCACCAUAAAAGGAAAGAAAGUGAAGUAAAUGACUGGCAAACUACCCGAGACUUUAGUAAUUGAAACCCUGGUUAAUAAUUGGAUACCACAUAACUUAAAGUGUUGUACAUGCUUUGUCACCUUAGACGAUAAGUGUACAUUUUUUCGUUGCUUGGAUUGUGGACCAGAUUCCCUUUUUUGCGAAUCCUGCUUACUAGGAAUUCAUGAAAAAAAUAUCUUGCACAUAUCUGAAAUGUGGAAGUACGGAACCUUUUUGCAACAUAGACAAGUGAAAAAUGUGGAUACCGGUCACUCUUCAAGUUGUGGUAUAAGUAUCUGGAGAAUUGUAACAGUUUUUGAUGACAAAGGAAGAUGCCAUAAUUUGAAUAUAAAAUUUUGCUCUUGCGAGCAUGAAGUUGCUACAAUGGUUAAAUUGAGGCUCUGGCCAGCUUCAGCGAAAUCUGUGAAGGUUGCCUUCACAAUUGACCUAAUGAAAUGGAUGGAGAUUUUACUACUAGAAUGCCAAGUGUCCACUAAGGGUUUUUGUGAAGCACUUAAAUUAAAGAAUGAUCUUCAACCAUUUGAGGUAAAUUGGCUUAAAGAAUUGGCCCGCAAGGAAACUGUGUAUGAAUUUCGCCAAGCUUACUACCAACUUAGUAAAAUAAGCAAGUCUGAUGAUGUACUUUGCCCUGCUUGUCCAAAGGAAGGUGGAACAAAAUUUGUGUCUUUAGAUGGAAACUUUGGCCUUAUCAGGAGGAGAAAAGCAGGGGACAGCUUUGAGCCACCCAAGCAUGAUGGCAGACUUUUUAUGCGUGAUAAAGAAGUUCAAGAAUUUGUUGGUUCCUAUAAUGAUUCGUCAUCAGGCGCUAAGGACUGUCAUCGAUUCAAGGCAGGUGAUAAAGUGCGUUCGAAAUCCAGAGCAUCAAAGAUGGACAUUAAGGGUGUGUUGGGAUGUGUUUGCAGACAUGAAUCACCUAUCUUGUUUAUGAAUUUGCAGCACGGAGAGAGGUUGGCUUACCCUGUUCUCCUUCUGAAUAAAUUGUUGGACAAAGCAGCAGCCAGUAAUCAGAAAUUAAAUGUGACCUAUGAUAUUGCCUGUGUUCUCACUUCUCAUUUAAAGAAUCGACACCAGCAUGAAAUGCUGAAUAAUCUGAAGAUGACAAUACCAAUAUUUCAUUGUUAUGGACAUAAAGCUUCAUGUCAGGUGGAAUUUAGUCAGAGGAGAACGAAACAAUUUGGACUUACUGAUGGGGAAAGCAUUGAAAGACUCUCGUCUUAUCUUCGACGUUUUUGUAAGAUAACUAAAGAAAUGACACCAUCUCAUCGAGUUGAUCUGUUAACUGAUGCAUUACUGCAUUAUGCGAAGCGAAAAGAAAGAAACAUAGGUAUGAUGCUCAUGCAGAAGCAUAAAAAUGCUAAAACAGUUCUGAAGACUGCAGAGAAAAAUCAUGCUGACAAAAUCAAGUCCAUUAAUAAAGUCAUCGAUCAAAACACUAUCCGAAGAUGGAUUGAUGAGGAAAAGGCAGCACUCUGCAGCAAACGUAACACAGAUAAAGCCCCAUGGGAAGAGACAUAUGUUUUUCAGCUUGGUCAAUUGGAUUCUUUGAGAAGCAACCCAGAUUCAUCAGAGCAAUAUACAAGUUUACACAAGUCUGUCUGCAACUUAGAAAAAUCUAAUGGAGUUACCAAACGAUGGAAAAAAGAUGAUGCAAAGUUCAAAUCAGCACAUAUUGCUCAACAACAUAGGUGCAGAAUCAACUGCCUAGACAAAAUGAGAGAAGUAGCAAAGGAAAGGAUGUUUCUUUUGGACUUGAAAAAGAAGUAUUUUGAUGGCCAGACUGUUGCUAUUAGAAUCAGUAGACAGAUAAGCAAAACAAGUGUCAGUUUGAGAAAGCUACUUGCUACAUACAAGACAUUUGAUGGUGCUGAACAUACUACAUUCUCAGAUGUGUCCAACCCAGAAGGCAAUAUCUACCUACCAGCUUGUGAGACCUCCAAAGAUGAUAUUCCAUCAACUGCAAAAAGAGAGAUUAUUAAACUACAUUAUUUGAAAGAAAGAGCUACGGAGGAAAUUAUUAUGGUUGAACAUGAAAUGGAGAAUGUUAUGAAUUACUAUUUGAAUCAGCAUACAGUGCUUCAUAAACAGAUUACAGAGGAAAAUGUUGCAUAUGGCAAGCGUUCGUUCCUAAUCUUUAAUGCAAUUAUUCUUGAAAGGAAGUUAAAAAGCUUGGAAACAUUAUUCAAUAAAUUCAUAACAACACCAACUGUUCCAAAUACCACAGAUUAUGAAGAUGUUCAUGUUGUUGAUGUAGGUUGUAUUGAUUAUGAAGGUGAAUCCCUGAAUGACCUGAACCAGGAUUUAGUAGAAGAAAAUGAGGACAGUGAGCAAUACAGUAGUGAUGAAUGUUUAAGUGAUGAAGAAUUUUCUUCUGAUUAAAAAUGCUCUGGCAGACAUUAAUCAAAAUAUUGCCAUCUACAAUAUGAAAUAUGAAAUGGGGCCAAAUUUUUAAUUUUUUAGGAUGAGAAUAAAAAAAUUAAAGGGGUAAAUUACUGUAAUAUGUUGCUGGAAGAAAUUAAUGUGACGAAAAAAAAGUAGAAUAAACAGUAUUUUGCUAUCUAUCUCAAAGUAUAAAAAAUGUGAUUAAUUUAUUAACAUACUAUAUGCUUGCGAAAGGACAUUGUUAUUUGAAACAAUUAUUAUUUAUAUAUUUGUAAUUAAAGUGUCUUUUAACUGUAAAGUAUUAUAAUAAUUUUCUUGGGCAGCCACCUUUGUAAUACAUGAUUUUCAAAUAGAACAUUAACCAUUUUAAAAAUCUAUUUUUGAAAAUUACAGUAUAGUCAAAAUGUUUGACAUCAUACAGCUAUACCUCACAAACUAAUGUGGCUACUUCCAUGAUUAUAUAUUUUUGAUAUUUGUUUUCUAAUAAAAUGUACAAAAUGUUAUCUCCCUUUAACAUAAACAUCUUUAUAAAUGUUUUGAGGUAUACCGUAAAGCUUCUAAUAGUCACCCACUAAAAACAAAGAAUAGUAACCCCGGAGUUACUAUUAGAAGCUUUACAGUAUUCUUCAAAUACAUUUUGGUUGUAUGCUGGUAAUUUUCAAUAAACUGGUAUACAGUAGUUGUGUAAGCACUAUAUAGAAAUAAAAAAUAGAAUAAACAGUAUACCCAAAGUUUAAAAAAUGAAUUAAUUAUUGUUUUAGCAUUUGUACUAUAUGCUUGUAAAAGGACAUUGUAGUAUUUCAAUGAAAAUUACAGUCUUGUCAAAAUAUAGUCCCCCUACUCUAAAAGUAACCCCCAGAAAACCAAUCAAAGACUAGUAAACGUGGGGUUACAAAUAGUUGCUUUAUGGUAAUCUUCCAAAUGCAUUUUGGUUGUAUGCUGGUAAUUUUCAAUAAACUGGUAUAGACCUACACUAUGUCACUACAGUAUAUAUA
Molecule: messenger RNA, 3714 nt
Organism: Anneissia japonica
Lineage: Eukaryota; Metazoa; Echinodermata; Crinoidea; Comatulida; Comatulidae
Exons: 15
Coding region: 329-2716 (795 amino acids)
Source: RefSeq, a predicted model, not a curated record